Molecule: messenger RNA, 3711 nt
Organism: Corythoichthys intestinalis (scribbled pipefish)
Lineage: Eukaryota; Metazoa; Chordata; Actinopteri; Syngnathiformes; Syngnathidae
Gene: rnf5
Product: ring finger protein 5
Exons: 6
Coding region: 134-760 (208 amino acids)
Biological process (GO): ubiquitin-dependent protein catabolic process
Cellular component (GO): endoplasmic reticulum
Molecular function (GO): ubiquitin protein ligase activity; metal ion binding; ubiquitin-like protein conjugating enzyme binding
Source: RefSeq, a predicted model, not a curated record
AGUGCGUCACGCGUACAGCUUUAGUUUAGUGACAGCAGCAGGCUCGUCGCUUGUGACUCACAGCCAAACGACGAUCGGGCCCUCGUUUGACAGUUCGGUGCGUGAAGCCUUUUCACUUGCACUUGUACUCACUAUGGCGGCCGCGGAUCCCCGGUCGUCAAGUGACGGCAGGCCGGCUAGCAAGGGAGGAUACCCGGGCGGGGAGAGCAGCAAGGACCGCGACGGACCGGGCGGCGACAAGGGGCAAGACGAACAGGACCGAGGCAGUUUCGAGUGCAACAUUUGUUUCGACACUGCAAAGGAUGCUGUCAUCAGUAUGUGCGGACACUUGUUCUGUUGGCCCUGUCUACAUCAAUGGUUAGAGACGAGGCCGAGCAGACCACAGUGUCCAGUGUGUAAAGCUGGUAUCAGCAGAGACAAGGUCAUCCCACUGUAUGGGAGAGGAAGCUCCAGUCAAGAGGACCCCAGGUUGAAAACUCCACCACGGCCACAGGGACAGAGAACUGAGCCAGAAAGCAGAGGCGGGAUGUUCCAUGGUUUUAGCGACACCAAUUUUCACAUGUCGUUCGGCAUCGGCGCUUUCCCGUUCGGUUUCUUCACGACGGUUUUCAACGGCAAUGACCCCUUUCACCGAGCAGACCAGUACCCAGGUGAAGCUCACGGCAAUGGCGCUAACAUCAACAACGGGAAUUACAAUUGGCAAGAUUCCCUCUUCCUGUUCGUGGCUAUUUUCUUUUUCUUUUGGCUGUUGAGCGUGUGACGAAGAGGACGACCGGCGGACGGAUAUAAGGACUGGGCUCGCUUCAAUGGAAAUUACAUACUUGACCUGAGCCGCAUAUGUAAAUGUUACAUUUUUGAUGAGAUCCCAAUUUGGGAGAGCAGUUGUUUGCAAAAUCGUGAAAACCAAGCCCUUCCAACCUGCCUUUUGUUUAUGCGGAAGAGUUUAAACAAACUGUUGAAUUAGUCUCUCAACCCCUCAAAAUAUGCCAGAUGACAUACUUUAAGCUCAUUGUUUGAAUAUUCAGUCUGCCUCUGGUUGGGUCGGAAGAGACAGUAUUAUUCGAGUUGUCCAAUAAUGACUUUUUAACUGAAACUCGAAAAAUCCGAUAGCGAUAUAGGCGGUCGUGCACUUAACGUGUUAUUGCAAAUUGUAUUGUGAUGCUCCACUGGAUGCUUUCAUAAUGAUAAACGUAACAACUUCCAGGUUUUCCAAAUACGGGUCGUCCCUGGGUUACGACGACUCGACUUGCGCGAAUUCAACUUAAUGAAGUUGUGGUGAAAAGGAACGUUAACAUCGAUGAUUGCCAUAAUAGCCAUGUUCUUUCCUCUAAAAGGCCAAAGAGUAGCAUUUUGGUUCUGAAUAAUUGGAUUUUAGUGGAUGUAUUUGUCUUGGAAAAAAAUGACUGCCAGUGCACUGUGAUCUCAUUUGAACCUGUCCUGAAUACUGUAUAUGGUUUGAUCCUUUCCAGUUCUGCUUGGGUAGUACCCAAAGCGUCCCAAAAAAAGAGCGAAAGUACAAAGGAGAAAUCUCAAACCAUAUUGGGAGAUUUGAGGCUGACUGGCUAGUUUAACACUGGAACUACCGGGGGUUUUUUUGGCUAUAAAGAAAUACCAGAAAGGCGUCAAAUGACCCCGAUACCAAAUUGACUACUUUGUCAAACAGUAAACCACUCAAACAAGCAAUCAAGCAGCCUAGGUGUGAAGGGGGGUUUCACUCUGGAAAGCUGCAAUUAGCAUCUUGAAUAUUUGCAAAUCCAGACUUGUUACCUCCUGGGUUAGUGUAAAAAUGAUGAGAGGGCCAUGUGGCAUGAAACUACGACUAGCAUCCAGAACUGUAGCUAAACCAGACUGUCUACAUUUUCGAAAAUCAAGCGUUAGAACAUCUGGGACAAAUCCCAUCAAGCACCUUUACUUUGUCUUGACAAGUCCAAUAUUCAGUUGUCAAGGUUCACAGUUUGUUAUGUUGAAGACAGAACAAUGGCCAAAGAACUUUCCACAGCAGCUCAAACAGCUGAUUUGUCACAGAAAACAUAAGCUUCAGUAUACAGUGCAUAGCCUUCUAGGCAAACUGCAGCUUUUAAAAUAUGUAAAAAGGUUGUCCACCCGUUUGCCUGCCUCACUCAAGAUGUUAAUUGGAGCAAUCCAACCCUGUGGUUUUGCAAGUGUGAAUGACUAAUGAGGACGAUAGUGCUCACAAAAGAUAUGCCGAUUAGGGUCAAAUGACCCUUCUCUGGUUACAGAAGUGAUUUGCAUCAACUGAUUCACCCAUGGUAGUUCUAGUGUUAAUGAACUGUGCUGGGAUAUUAGCGAUCAACUGCAUCCUGUACGUCAGAGCGAGUGAUUCAUUUGUACAGUUAUUGUAAAUGUUUUGUCCUUUGAAAUUCAUUAGCUAUGGAGCUGACAACCAGGAUGAUUUUUGUAAAUUUUGCUACCCGAGGUUAACCUAUUCUACAUUGGAGCUUGUGUUCGACUCAUUUCCGAUCCUGUUUGGAAUGACAAGGGGGCUAAUCUUGAUGGGCAUCUCGUUAUCUACUAUGAGGCUAAUGUGAUGCAAAACAACUAAUAAACAGAAAAACAAGCUCUUUUAAUCCUGUAGUGACUUUGUAGAUGUCCAAUUUAUUUAAAGUGGGAGGGUGGCAGCCAUCCCUCCCACUACUUUUAAGCAUUGUUUUUGGCAUCCAUUUUAAUUUUCGUUUUAGACAAAAAUACCUAUUAUAUUUUAGUCAUUUCAAUAUGUGUUCGUCUAGUUUCCGUUGACAAUUCUCAAAAUGUUUUCGUCUAUAAAUUUCAAAAGUUUUAGUCCAUGAAUAAAUAAAAGGUUUCCAACAGUUUCGAAUGAUCAUGACAGACGACAAGGACAUCACUUUCAUGAUGAUAACACACUCAGGAAGAAAACACAUUAUUUGCAAUUAAUUAAACUCACCUGGAUGCCACGAACUGUAUGUAAAAUGUUUCCCCAAGAUUGAGUAACUGCGCUAAAUGCUAAUGCUAAUGAGGCAAAGCACGUCACAUGAGCGACACAACCAAACACUGCUAAAUGCAUUUUAAUUACACAUGCAAUAUGAAAAUAUCACACAUUGUGAAUUUAUGAUGGAAACUGGCGAAUUUCCAUCUUGUUCUGGCUAGAGGUGGGUAGAGUAGCCAAAAAUUUUAAUCAAGUAAGAGUAGUGUUACUUCAAAAUAUUACUCAAGUAAAAGCAGUCAUCCAUAAAAUGUACUCAACUACAAGUACAAAAAGUAUCCAGUGAAAAGAAUACUCAAAUAAUGACUCCCAACUUAUUUUUCUUUGAUAUUUUUUUCUUUUAACAAUAUUUUUUUUAACUGUUGUUAUAAUGAUAAGCAUUAUUUGUCCCAAGAGCAUGAGCGCCCUUUAGUGGAGGAAACAGUUCCUAGUGUGAAUAGUGAACAGUUCCCUCAUAGUUAGUAUUAUGAAAACUAGAAACUGCAAUCUCUGGAGAAAUUACACUAGGGCUUUGCUGUGUGGGGUAUAGAUCAUCGCCCUGCCCAGGUUGGUUUGGGUACAUUUCGGGGACAAUAUCAUGUCACUUCCUGUUGAUUUGGGGACAUUUGGAAGACAAGCCCUGGUCAUACAGGUCAUUUGGGGGUCGUGUCCUGGUCAUAUCAGGUCAUUUGGGGACAUUUGGGUGGCGUGUCCUGGUCAAAUUGGGUCAUUUGGGGACAAUUGGGGGGUGUGUCCUUGUCAUAUCAGGU